CAAAAACCUCUUCGUCUUAUUUGGGAACAAGCUAUCUGUGGAUGAGUGGAAGCAGUCUUCCAAGUCUUCCAUGGUGUGGCACAAAUAGUGGAAGUGAUACUGAAUGGAAUGGUUCUCAUGUGUAUUGUGGCCUCCUACUUUGUCCUGGCUGGUUUCAGUGCCAGUUUUGCCAGCAGCGGCUUUGGGAACAACUAUUACUUCCCCUUUGAAGGCACGGAGCUGGAGCAGGUUCGACAGCUGGACCAGCAGUACACCGUCCUCCGAGCGCCACUUGUGUACGGCGGCUUAGCCUUCUCCCUAGGACUUGGGGUCCUCACCAUGGGAGUUUUACUGCAGGGAGCCAAGAGCCUGGAGAAGCUGCCCAAGAAGUGGUUGGUUGUGGAAGCUGCCUUUAGCCUGCUGGCAGCUGUGGGCUACUGCAUAGCCACGGGCAUCUACCUUCAUGUGGCUCUGCGGAUUAACGCCACCGAUACCUGCAAAAGGCGGGAGAGGAUGUAUGCUCGCAAAGGGCUCACCUGGAUGAACUGCCAGCUGGCGGGCACCGAUGGGGCAGCGGCCACCUUUGCUUGUCUCUUAGUGAUCAUGUAUGGGGUCAGCGCCGUGUUGGCCAUCCGGAGUUACAGGCAGCAGCAGCAGUACUACAAGGACACCAGAAAGCCAAGCAGUAUGUACAACGGUCCACCAGGCCACUGGACAUCGGGAACUCUGUGAGAGGUUCCUCUCCCUGUAGCCCUUCCCCCGCCCCAAGUUUCUUUUAUUUUGAAAUUCAAAUAUUCCCAUUUUAAAAUCACAUAGUUGGAAUUUUUAAAAAAUAUACUUUUUUGAUUAUAUAUAAAUGUUCCUUUACAAGGUACUGUUUGUGAAGGGUAUCAAUAAAUACUGAUGGGCUGAUUGAUGGAUGAGUAAGUGUUGGGGAAAAAUCAUAAACUAUCCCAUGUUAUAAUUACUCCCUUAAAUACAUUAGGGUGCUAGUCCUCCAUGCCAGUGCUAACCAACCAGGCCAAACACUAACAGACAAGCUAUCUCAGCAAGAGCCAAGUCCAACUACAAAUCCUUAAUCCGACUAUUUAAGAUACUAAAGAAUUUAUCUGUCACUUUUCUGAAUCACUGCCCAAAGGCCAAUUUCAUUCUGACUCACAGUCUGUAGAUCUGGAGAGUUGGAGCAGCUAUGAAGGCUUGCCCUAUCUUACCGUUUGACAUGAGAGAAUGAAGCAGAAAUUAGCAUCAAUGGAGCCCAAAGAGACCUUAGGGAUUAUCUAAGGGUGGCCAGAGAUGCCACAGUGCACAGAACACUAGGCCAGAAAUCGCAAAGACGGCUUCCUGAUUUCAAGUCUGGCCUUAAACACUUCCUAUCUGGGUGACCCUGGGCAGGUCACUUCUGGUUACCUCAGUUUCCUCAUCUGUAAAAUGAACUAGAGAAGGAAAUGUCAAACCAUGAAGAGUCAGACUUGAAUGAAGAACAUUCCCAACCCUUUCAUUUCAUGGAUUAGAAGAUCUAGAGAAACAAAUUGACAAAGUUACACUGAUUCUAAAUUAGUGGAAGCCAAGCAUGCUUCCUUCAGCAGGAAUUACAUUUUCUUUCUUAAGGACAAAGGCCUAUUAUAUAUUACAAGUAUAAAAAGCUCCUACUUUUUUUUUUUUUUUUUUUUUUAAGUACAGUAGACAUUCCCAAAACAGGUAAAAGUUCUGGAAAUAUUCUAUAUUCCUUACUCAAUUUUCCUUAUGAAAAGUUUGUUUUCAUCCACUGAUAGGAUUGAUAUUAUCACUUCACAGUAAUUUCCCUUCAAUAAAAUAACACUGAAUCUAGAAAUCUUUGUUCACAGAAUCAUAGUCAAUAAGCAUUUAUUAAGUACCUAUUGGCCAGAUACUUUGUUAGGCACUGGAGAUUCAAAGAAAAGCAAGACAGUUCCCAACUUUGAGCUCACAAUCUAAUGAGAAAAGCAAACAAAGGGCUAUACACUACACACAAUAGGGAAGGCACUAGAAUUAAGGAUUGGGAAGGAUAGGUGGGGUUUUAGCUAACAAAUAAAUGAAGAUAUUCCACACAUGGAGAACACAAAAAGAAUGCCCAGAGUUUAGUAAUAGACAACAAGGAGACUAGUGUUACUAGGUGGACUGGAAAGAUAGGAGUAUGGGGUAGGUUAGACUUGAAGAUGGCCAGAUCUUUGCUUUAGGAAUAUCAGUAGCAGCUAAAUAAAGAGUAGUCUGGAGUGGAAAGAUCUGAGACAGGCUGGUCCAACAGCAAGUUCUUCAGGCAUAAAGUGAUGGACCUACAUCAAAUGGAGGGGCAGUGUCAUCAAGAAACGAGUUAUGUUCAAGAGAUGCUGCAAAGGUAGAAUUGAAGGGAACUGCCCACAGCUUGGAUUGGUGGGGGGAGGGCUAGGAGGAUGAUGGGAUGUUUGAAAAGGAUAAGUUUAGCGGAAAGAUAGGUUGAGAAUGUUGAAUUUAAGAUAUUUAGGAGAUCCAAUUCAAGAUGUCCGGAAGGCAGUUGUAGAUUCAAAACUUGGUCAGCACACUUUCAUUGUUGGUGGAAUUGUGAAUACAUCCAGCCAUUCUGGAGAGCAAUUUGGAACUAUGCUCAAAAAGUUAGCA
This is a messenger RNA of Sarcophilus harrisii (Tasmanian devil), 2592 nucleotides long. RefSeq lists its product as uncharacterized. Gene Ontology annotation, cellular component: membrane. NCBI's taxonomy places the organism in Eukaryota, Metazoa, Chordata, Mammalia, Dasyuromorphia, Dasyuridae. Bases 109 to 711 code for a protein of 200 amino acids. The transcript is spliced from 2 exons. The record is from RefSeq and is a predicted model, not a curated record.